CAAUAUUCGAAAUCAUUCCGCGUUAGAGGCAAAGCUGUAUAGUCAUGCUCUCUGAGCGUGAGUAUUGAGCGAUUUGAGAAUUAAUCUUCGAGCAUUAUGGUCGAAGGAAUUAAUGAUGAAGGAAGUAUCAAGAUAUGAUUAAGAUCAUAGGCCGGUAUUCAGAGUCGUUACUUAUUUUUAAGAUCAUCUCUGAAUGAUGCUCGUGCUCUGAAUACACUGAAUAUACCGGCCUCAGUUUCUCUCUGACAACACCAUCGGAACCUGGGCCAUGAGCAAAUGCUCUCAUUUCCUCUCUGUUAUCAUAUAAGCCUUGGUUGUUUCCUUUCUCUGAAGUAGUAAGUACGUGAUUUUAAAUUUCAAAUGUUUUCACAUGGCCGUUAGCUGCCGUUAGCCGCCAGCAGCCGCCAGUUCGACAAGGAGUUCGAUGGAGUUCGACGAGUUUGACCAAGUUCGACCGUCCGCCCGCAUUCACAUUGAUAGAAUGAAUAGUUCAUCUCAUGUAUAUAAUUGUUUAAAAGUGGCUACAACAUUUGUCAGUAAAGUGAAUCAAGUGAAAGUAUUUACUCAGAGUAGUAUAACUGUACAUUUGAAGCUACAUAACAAGUUUAUAAUUGUAUAUUAAUUAUAUAAAUCUUUAUAAUGAUGACUGUAAGCGCAUCAUUCCAUCGCAAUGUAUAUUUGUUAACUCAACUAGUUGAACCUAAUGGCGAUUUCAAGAAACACUUCCGUGAGGGUAUGUUUGACAAGCCCAACACAACAGGAUUCUUACAUAUAUCUCAUUAUUUGUUAACUAUAUACGAUUCAGAUCAGUUUCAAAAACUAUUUGAGUGGCCAGUAAUUUGCAAGAAAACUGAGUUAAAGUAUCGUAAUAGUGUCAAAGAUUAUUUAACAGUUAUAUCUCAGGAAAAUCCUGAUAUUGGUUUCCCAAAUAUUCUGAAUUCUCACUUAAUUCAUGCAGGUGGAAGUAAAUUUACAAUCAUUAUGUGGAAAUUAUCUGAAGUAGUUGUAAGGAGAUAUAUUAUCCGACAAAGUCUAGUGUGGAAAGAAAAUAUAAAUAAACAAUUAAAUUACCUACAACGAAAGAAUACAGCUUUGAAAGGGAUAGAACAGCUUAUUUCUAAAAUUAAUAAUAUAAUACUAAGUCACAGUGAUGAUGCUAAUAUAUUGGAUAUAAAGAACAUGAAUAAAAUAAAUUGUUCAGACAUUUCAGACUUAUUUUGCCCAGAUAUACAAUGUCUGUUAUUCGAAUUGUAUAAAGAUGAUAAAUUAGUGUUCAAUAAUUUUGUCGUAUUAUUUAAUUAUGUUAUGACGCAAUUAUAUGAACGAUUGAAAUUAAGUACACUAGAGGAUUACUCAGACUUAUCGUUACAAAUGAAAGCCAGUUGUGUGGAUUUGGAGAACGCAUCAAGUGUAAUUCAGACAUAUGUGGAAGAUGUUACUAAAAUGACGGCAGAAACACAAGAUAUUUUACGUCAACGAAGUACAAUGAAAAUUCAUGACGAUGCCUUAAUGCCUAUAAUGAAUAAUAUGCUCGUUACAUUAUCGCCUCUUAUUAAUAUUGAUACAGAUCAUACUGAUGAAAAAGUUGAUCUCCAGAAACGAUUACAACUAACUCCAAUGAAAGCUGCACACAAAUCACUCUUCUUGAGAUACGAGCGUCUGAAACAGUAUCAAACACCGCGUACAUCAAAAUUUAGAGAACAUUUAUUAGUGUCCAGAAUCAAUUUCGAUGAUACGAUCGCAAGCACGAAUAGCGACAACCGCACAUUGAAUAUACAAACAAGUUAUGAAAAAUGUGUGUCAGCGAAGAAAAACAUAUUAUCGUUCAAACAAACAGAAAAAUAUUCCCGAUUAUUUUCAAACCGUAUGAAACGAUAUGGUAGUAAAGCGGACUUAAGCCUGAUGUCUAUACCGUGUUCUUCGAAAGCAAAUUCAACCACAAUUGGAAAUGCAAUUGAAGAAAUGAAUGAUGAAGAAAUGAAUGAUGAAAAAAUGAAUGAUAAAGAAAUUGAGGACAGUCUAGACAUCUCAGCUAAAAGUACAGAAAUAGCCGCUCCUAACUUGGAUACUAAAAGUAAUGAUUGUGAAAAUAAAUCGGAAAUGGAAGAUGUCGUGAAUGAAUUUUUGAAUAAACCCGUCAGUCUUAUCAAUGAAAAUAAUGAUGACAACAAUGGACCUAAAAUUCCACAAACUAGACAGAAAAGACGUUCAAUUGGAGACUUAGUUGAACGUUAUAAAAAAUUACUUGGAAAAGGUACUGCGCCAAGUCCAGAUUAAUUGUAUAUAUUGCGAUAACAAAUAGCUGUAAAAAUUUAUUGUUUGCCAGUAUUAAUAAAAAAGAA
Ceratina calcarata is the source of this 2342-nucleotide messenger RNA. RefSeq lists its product as uncharacterized. Bases 640 to 2277 code for a protein of 545 amino acids. Gene Ontology annotation, molecular function: microtubule binding. NCBI's taxonomy places the organism in Eukaryota, Metazoa, Arthropoda, Insecta, Hymenoptera, Apidae. Gene Ontology annotation, cellular component: mitotic spindle microtubule; HAUS complex. The record is from RefSeq and is a predicted model, not a curated record. Gene Ontology annotation, biological process: spindle assembly. The transcript has 6 exons.